Messenger RNA from Rotaria socialis, 6276 nucleotides. NCBI's taxonomy places the organism in Eukaryota, Metazoa, Rotifera, Eurotatoria, Philodinida, Philodinidae. The record is from the annotation of a GenBank genome assembly.
AUGUCACCUGUUCAUAUAAUAAUAUCCGGUGCAUCUUCUGUUGGUAAAUCAACCCUUGUUGAAGAAUGUUUACGAAAAUUUCGACAAGAUAAAAAAUUGAAAAAUAAACAAUUCAAACGGAUUCAAGAAGUUGCACGUACUGUAUUGAAUCGAUUAAAACUUACUGGUAAACAUUUACAAGAGUACGUUGCACAAAAUGAUAUUGAAAGUUUUUCCAGAGUACAAGAAGAAAUAAUUCGUGAACAAAUUUUACGUUUUGAUGAAGAAAAAGAUAAUAAUUAUUUAUCAGAUCGAGCUGGUUUUGAUGCAUUAGCAUACAUUCGUCAGUAUUUUGACAAUGAACAAAAAACGAAUUCUAUUUGUCGAAGUAAACAAUUUCAGUUAUUAAUAAAUCAAUGUCAGCAUGGUUUAAUAUUUAUUAUUCAGCCACAAGAAGAUUUGCAAGCACAAAACGAUAACAUGAGAAUAGUUGCAAGUUAUAAAGAACAAAUUGAAUAUACAGAAUCAUUAACAUAUUGGUAUAAAAAAGCAAAUUUACCUUAUUUUAUUUUAACUGAUCUUGAUUUAACAAAACGUGUUGAAUUUAUUGAAAAACAUAUAAACGGUUAUUUUCAUUGGCUACCACCAGCAAUACCAAUUCCAUUAUGUUUACCAUUUCAUUUAAAUAAACAUCAACAUUAUGGACACAAUAAUGUUGCAACACCAUCACAUUCAGAUCAAUCCUAUAUGCGUUUUAUUGAAAUAUUAGACAAACAAAACAUUAAAAUAAGUUACAAAAAAUAUGAUAAAAAUCGUUUAGUAGAAAAAUAUGAUCCAUCAUGUUUAAAUAAUAAAUUUGUUUCAAUAUUAUUUGAUCAAAAGUUAGAUAAUACAUUUAUUGAAGAUCUAUUAUUUCAACAAAUUUUAAUUAAUGGUCAAGCAUAUAAUUUUAUUGGUUACAGUAAUAGUCAAUUACGAGGUCGUUCAUGUUAUCUAUAUGCUGGUUCAACUGAAGAAAUAGAAUCAAUCAUUAAUGAUAAUGGAGAUUUUCAUAAAAUAAAAAAUCGUAGCAAAAGAGCCGCGCGUAUUGGAUUAUUAUUUUCAAGUUGUACACCAACACUUCAUAUUGAAUCUGAUCACGUUAUUGAAAUUGAUGAUAUUGAAAGAAAUGGUUACACUUUUACUGAUGGAUGUGGAAUUAUUGGUCGAUGCUUAGCUAAAAAGAUUGUUCCUUAUUUAAAUGAUUUCAAAAAGCCACUAAUAACAUUAAAUGAAAAUAAUCCAGUCGAAGAUAAUACUUGCCCAUGCGCAUUUCAAAUACGUUAUCAAGGUUGCAAAGGCGUAUUAAUGAUAAAUGAUGAUGAUGAAGAUGAAACUAUUCAAAUUCGUCCAUCAAUGAAAAAAUUUACAAGUACAAUCAGUACAUGUUUGUAUGUUUGUGACGAUGGAUAUUCAAAGCCAAAACUUGGAUUUCUCAUUAAACAAUUUAUAAUGUUAUUAUCUGGUUUAAAUAUUCCAGAUGAAAUUUUUUUUAAAAUACAGAAAGAACAUUUUGAUGAAAUUGUGACAAUGUGCGAUGAUAUGAAUGUUGCUAUGAAAUAUUCACUUUAUUUUGAUCGCAUUGAUUUGGUCUAUCAUUUGUUAUCAAAUGAUAUUCAAUUGAUUCAAUCAGAAUUACAAAUACUACGGAAAAAAGCUUUAGAAUCUGUUGAGAAAUUAAAAAUUCCAAUCACAAAAUCACGUUUAGCUUUGGGAGUUUGUGAUCCAUUUGGUGUACUAAAACCUGGUGAAGUUUAUUUUCGUCCAACGUUUAAUGGAAGACAAUUUAUGAUUGAUUCAAAAAUAUGUUUUGUAGCAAAAUCUCCAAGUUAUCAUUUAGGUGAUAUUAGAGUUUUAAAGUUAACGUCAUAUAAACAAUUACAAUAUCUGUACGAUGUUAUUGUUUUUCCGACGGAAGGCCGACGUCCACAUCCAAAUGAAAUUGCUGGAAGUGAUUUAGAUGGUGAUAAAUAUCUCAUUUGUUGGGAUAAUGACUUAAUUCCAAAACAAACAAAUCAACCUAUGGAUUAUAAUUCGACAGCAAAAGCACAAGAAUCUGAAAUCAUCACACGAAAAGAAAUGAUAUCUCAUUUUGCUAAUGCGCAAAAGAAUAAUCAAUCAGGUAUUAUCGAUAAUUAUUAUAAUUACUGGGCAAAUCUCCUUGGCGUCGCGUCAAUUCAAUGUCGUCGACUAGCAGAAUUAUUUUCUGAAGCUGUUGAUGCUCCAAAAACGGGACAAAAAAUUCGAAUUCCAGUUGAAUUAAAACCACCAAGAAAAGAAGAGCAACAAUUGCCGAAUGAAAUAAGUUCAAUACAAAGUAGCCAAGAUAAUUCUCAAUCAAAUGCAAGCAAUAAAACUAUUGAAAAAAAAGAAUUUGUUUGGAUAAAAAUGUUAAAUGAGGCGAAAAAAUUCAAAGAAGAAUUCCAAAUAAGAUUAAUCAAUGAAAAUCAAUUUAAAUCAUUAACAAAAGAGACAUUACUAAAUAUAUUAUAUGAGCGACGAUGUCCUUAUAAAUAUAAUUUUACAAAUGCUCAAUCAUUAAAUGAAUAUUCUUUAAUAGUAACAACUAUUAAAUGGAGUAAUGAAGAAGAAAAUUCUGAUGAAAUUCUUAAAGAUCUUAUUUAUUUAUUUGAUUUUAGUCAACUAACAAUGGAACAAAAACAAAAUGUUGAAUUAUCAUUAAAAAUUGAUCAAUCAUAUUUAUAUUCAAUAUUAAAUAAAUCAAAAAUACUAUCAAAAGAACUUAUUAAUAAAUAUCAUUUAUCUGAUACUUGCCUAUCAUGGAGAUUGUUUUAUACUUCUCCAAAAUUGUUUAAUAUAUCGUCUCGAUAUGAAUUCGAACAAACAUUGCAGCCAAUUAUAUAUGUUUUAAAACAAAAUUCUCUACAUGAAAAAACAUUAAUUAACAUUUCCAUUGAUGAUACUAUUACUUUAGUAUUAGAUAUUUGUAAAGAUGCUUUAAGUCUUCAGUCUCAGUUGGCUAAUUCAAACGAAUCAAAGACGACGUUUCAAAUUCAACCAGGCUUAUUUAAUGCUUAUCUUGAAUCAAAAUUAUAUUCAAUUCGAAGAAAGUUUCUUCUUGAUAUUGAUUAUUUUUUAACAAUAAGUAAAGAUCGAAUUCAGAUUUAUCAAAAUGAUCCAAGAAAUUCAUUUAUUGUUUUUAUGUAUGAUGUUAACCUUGCAAAUAAAAUUAUUAGCGUUGACUUAACACGAUUCGAUCGAAAUAUUUUACGAAAUCGAAAUCAUCCAAAAGUAAAUAGGCACGAGUUUUUUUAUUUUGAAAUAUUUGUUUUAUCUGGUGAUCAACAAAUAUCUUCAAGUUAUUACCCAGUUAUUAGUUAUUAUGAUGAAGAAUAUUAUACACAAAAUUAUCUUAAUGAACAAAUUGAAAAUUAUCAAUAUGUUGAAUAUCUUACAGAAAAGGAAAAGGCUGAAGAAGAGAAAUACAAAAAUGAGCAAAAACAAUAUGAAGAAAAGCGAACAGAACUGAUGUUGAAAUAUGAAAAUAUGUCACAAGAAAAUAUUGAAGAAUUAAUCAAUAAUUUAAUGUCGAUUCAUGAUUGUGAGUAUUUAAAUAAAAUAUGGAUUUAUCUUAAAGAAUCAGGCCACACAGAAAUCAAUCUUAAUGAAUUGAAUGAAAAAUUGCUUAACUAUUUUGAUCAAGAAAUUAAAUUUAUGUUAAAUGGUUCAAUAUAUCGUCCAUUUAUUGAUGAAAAAUGGUUUUAUGAUUUACUAUUAUCCUCAAUUAAUCAAAACAAAUAUUUAAAUAUAUUUUUUCAACAAAUAAAAAAAUUUAAUUCAAAAUUAAAAGACAGAAGUCAAUCAAUAUAUAUUCCAUUUUUAGGAAGAAUUAUUCAACGUCUCAUUAAAGAAAAUGACCAAUUGAUUCAACCAUCUAAUCUAAUUAAUAAUGAAUUUAUUUAUAAUUUAUAUUUAUCAUUAAUAUUAAGUAAUGAUUAUAAUACCGAUGAAAUUAAUUUAAAUUAUAUUAUUGAAAUAAAUUCUUUAACAAACAUUCCAUUAACAUUAAAACAAUUAUCACAUUUAAUUCAAUCUUGUUUAAUGGCAAAAAAUUCAGCUAUUUGUCAACAAUUUCUUCAAUAUUUAUCCAAUAUUCAAAUAGUUGAUGAAGAACAACAAAAUUCAAAAUCCACUAUUGAUUAUAUAAUUCAAUUUUUAUCAAUUCUUAUUCGAACAAAUGUUAACGAUCUUGAUGAAAUUAAUCGAAGAAUUAAAUUAAAAAAAGAAAUUUUAAUUAAAAAUGGUGAAACUAUAUUUGAUCUACGAGCAAAACUGACCAUUAGAAAAUCAAAUGAUCAAAAGAAUGAAAAUGUUCAACAAACCAUCAAUACUGGAAACAAUGAUGAAAAAGAAGAUGACGAAGAAGAAGAAAAAUGUCUUGAGCCAAUAUUUUGUUUUGAACAUUAUAAAUAUGAAAAAAUUCCAUCGCAUAAUUUUAAUAUUGGUGAUUCUAUUGCAUUAAUUGAUCAAGAACAAUUAGAUGAAUAUUUAAAUAAGCAAACUAGAACAGAAGAAAAGCCUCCGUUACGUUUAUUUUAUCAAUCAUUUGGAACAAUUUUGAGUGUUCACCCAUUAUUAUCAAUUAAAUUUACAUUUUGGCCAUUAUCAUUAACAAACAAUAAUUACCUCAAUCGACAAAAAUUAUUUCGCUUAGAACGUCUUCCGAAUUUUGUUACAUUAAAUCGGUCAAUUGAUGCUUUUGGAAAAAUUAUUGAUAAUAAAGAUGUCUUAUUGAUUAAACCAUUUUUAAAUUUAUCCGAUGAUAUUAAUAAAGAUCAAUUGAAAAAUUACGCUCAAAAACAAAUAAAAACUGUAGAAAAUAAUUUAAGCAACGAUAACGAAUAUAAUCAUGCUGCAUUAAAUAAUAGUCAACGACAGGCAAUAAAGCAUGCAUUAGAAAAUCGUUUAACGCUUAUUCAAGGUCCACCUGGCACUGGAAAAACUGAAACAUCAGCAUGGAUUAUACAUUUAUGGUUAAAGACAUUUUUUCGAGAAGGUCAGCCGAUUCUGAUUUGCGCAGAAACACAUCAGGCAGUAGAUAAUUUAACACGACGUUUAUUACAAUAUCAACAAUAUCGUUUAAUUCGCUAUGGUGAACCAAGAACUGUUGCUUCAGAUCUACAUAAAUAUACAAUGCCAACACAAAUUGAACUUUUACGUCGCGAAAAACAACGGUCAAAUGUAAAUCCCACAGAAAAUAGAACUUUAUUCGGACCAGGAAAACCAAAAGAAAUACGUGAAAUAAUAUCAAAAUGUCAAAUAUUAUGUAUGACUUGUUCAGGUGUUGGAAUAUUGGAACCAUCAUUGAAAUUUCCAUUCAUUCUAAUCGAUGAAGCAUCGCAAGUAACUGAACCAAAUAUUCUUAUACCCUUAGUUCGAAUCACAGAUCAAAUUGUUCUGGUUGGUGAUCAAAAACAAUUACCCCCUAUUAUAAAAAUGGCUGAAGCGAAACCAUUGCUAGAACGAUCAUUUUUUCAGCGUUUAUUAGAAAACCUAAAUAUAAACUCAAUUAUGUUAGAUACUCAAUAUCGUAUGCAUCCAGCAUUAAUUGAUUUUCCAUCAAAAGUUUUCUAUAAUGAUUUAUUAAAAACUGGCAUUAAACCUGAACAACGACCAACACCACAAGAAAUUAACUUUAUUAAUAAACAAAUUCCAUUAAUGUUUGUCGAUGUUGAUGAAGGUUAUGAAAGAAUUCAUGGAUCGAAUAUUUUUAAUAAGGAAGAAGUUGAAUUAGUUUGUAAAACAAUUCAAACAUUACUCCCAACUCGUCAACCAAAUUUAUUACCAAUGGAUAUUGGUGUUAUUACUCCUUAUGCACGACAAGUGAAGGAAAUUGUCGAAAGAUUAUCAACAAUGAAAGUGCCAAAAGGCGUUGAGAUUCGAACCGUGGAUGGAUUUCAAGGAAGAGAAAAAAAUGUCAUUCUUAUUUCUUUAGUUCGAUCCAAUGAGGAUAGCGAAAUUGGAUUUUUAACCAAUGAACAACGCAUGAAUGUUCUUUUAACGCGAGCGAAAUGUGCCAUGAUUGUUUUUGGUAAUAAGCGUACUUUAAUGUCAAGCGAUGUAUGGAAGCUUUGGAUCGAAGGAGUUCCUAAUGUUACGUCAGCGCGAUUUUUAAAUGAAUGUUUAACUAAACAAAAUCAAAUAACAGAUCAACAUCAAUCUUCAUCAACAAAAGAAGCAAGAUCAUGCACUAAUAAAAACAAGCCUAGUAAUUAUAGAAAAACUUAUUCUAAGUAA